UCAAGCGAUAAAAAGAUCGAAUUCAAAAUAUAAGAUCAGUCGCACAGUAAAAAACACUGGGUGGAUCCCCGAAAGUAUUUGGUUAUUGUGUUUAUUAUGCUGUGGAUUUCGUGAUUAACUUAAUCUGCAAAAAACAUUAUAUUUAAAAAAAUUGCAAAGUAUAAAAUUUACGUUAAAGAUGAUGAUUUCUUCGUCCGAUUCAGAAGAAGACUGUUACAGCAACGCAGCUCUAAAACUGGAAAAGUUAAAAAAUGCAUACAAAGAUGAUAAAUUGGACAAUUCAAGUUUACUAAAUGAAUCCUCAGACAUCGAAGUUGUUACAGAAGGAAAACUUAAUAAACAAGCAGCCAAUAGUUUUAAAAACUUAACUAACGACGAAGAACAAGAUGAUUUGGAACUAGAAAAGAUUCUGUCAUAUUCCACAAGACGCCAAACUCGAUCUUCGACGAGAAGAAAACAUUCAGAUCCUAUAAUCAAAGAAGUACAAGAUACAAGUGUGAAUAAUAAGAAGACUGUUACCACAAGAAAGCGUAAACAAAGUCUAAAUAACACGACAGUUGUAACUCCAAACAGAAGUACUCCAAAUAGAGGUAGAAAGAGAGGUAGAGGCCGAGGUGGAAGAGGCAGAAAUAGCAAUAUGUCUAAUUCUAUACCAAUAUUUAGUGUUGGUAACACGCUAGAGUAUGAGGAUCCAUUAGAAGGUCAAAGACUAUUUAGCAACGCAAAUAACAGUAAUAAUGUUAUAUUACUUGAUGAUAGUGAUGUUUUAGAUGAAAAUGAAGAGUUAUCUGUAAAAGUAUACUGGAGAAGUUCCGAUUACUAUCCAUUUAAAAUACGUAAAUUUCAAAAACUCACACCAAUAUUCAAAUAUUUCGCACAGAAGGAAAAUGUUAGUGAAAAUAACUUACUGUUCAUGUAUAACGAUAGAAUAUUAAAAAUGGAUGACACUCCAGAUUCAAUUAAAUAUAAUAUUGCGAAAUUUAUCGACGGAGGUGUUAUAAAUCGAGAUGUAACAAAGUUAGUGAAUGAUAAAACAAUGGAUAAUUAUAAUAAAGGUAUUCAGAUUAAAUUCCAAUGUCAAAAUACAAAGAAACCUUUGGAGGUAAUGGUCCAGCCGAACAAUAAACUAUCAUUGGCCAUGAUCAAAUGUGCAGAACAUUUAGAGGUGCCUUUAAACAAACUUAAGUUUGUUUUUGAUGGUGACUUCAUAACUGGUACCAUGACACCUGAGGAAAUGGAACUAGAAGGUGGUGAGUGCAUAGAUGUGAAGAUCAUUAGCUGAUGAUGCACUAAUAAUCUUCUGAUUAUCUGUAUGUAACAAUGACUGAAUCCCAUUUUUAGAUAUUUGAUUCAUGUGCUAAUAGAUAAUAUGCGAAGUUUACAUUAUUCCAGUCCAACAAUCCAAAUGAGCGCUGGAUUACCACUGGAUAAAUUUAAACCGACACUGGAAUGAACUGUGUGUGUUGACUGGAAUAAUGUAAAAUGGACAUAAUGUUAUUGGCAGAAAUUCAUCAAAAUUAAUGUUUUAUCGACUGAAUUUAUUCAUUGUUUUUCCAAUUUUAGAAUUA
Messenger RNA from Papilio machaon (common yellow swallowtail), 1568 nucleotides. RefSeq lists its product as uncharacterized. Lineage: Eukaryota; Metazoa; Arthropoda; Insecta; Lepidoptera; Papilionidae. The coding region runs from base 179 to 1282 and encodes 367 amino acids. The transcript is spliced from 2 exons. Gene Ontology annotation, biological process: positive regulation of transcription by RNA polymerase II; cytokine production. The record is from RefSeq and is a predicted model, not a curated record.